Molecule: messenger RNA, 513 nt
Organism: Heterobasidion irregulare TC 32-1
Lineage: Eukaryota; Fungi; Basidiomycota; Agaricomycetes; Russulales; Bondarzewiaceae
Exons: 2
Coding region: 1-513 (170 amino acids)
Source: RefSeq, a predicted model, not a curated record
AUGGCUAAUAUGUACCAUGGGUGGCUUGGUGCUCGCUUCCCCGGGCAAGAUUCCACCGACCUCCACUUUACCGAUUAUGGACCUGCCGGACCAGACAUCAAACGCAGGCAGCACAACCUAUGUAUCGCGUUGGGCAUCUCUUUCGCCUAUCCUGAGCAGGCUGCCGCGGCAGGUGCACCGUGGUUUUACGACGCUCCUACUGUCCCAUUUAUGGAGUUUAUGGAUUACGGCCUUGCCCCUCCCUUGGUUCCUGUCCUUGGUCCAGGGGUACUCGUACCUGUUUCGUUUGCUGUCACGAAUGGAGGCGUGGAUAUAGGAUUCAAUCGUUUCAUCAUGUCGAAGAAAGCUAUGGCCUCGGGCGAAUCCAUUACCAUAAACAUUCUUAGGCGUCAUGGACACGACCCAGCUGAUACACCUACGAUAAUUGUCGGUGCAGGGGCAAAGCAUAGGGUAUGCUCUGCUGUUGUGUACAGUGCACAGGUACAAGAGUAUCGGCGUGCACGUAACUUAUGA